Molecule: messenger RNA, 8223 nt
Organism: Hippopotamus amphibius kiboko
Lineage: Eukaryota; Metazoa; Chordata; Mammalia; Artiodactyla; Hippopotamidae
Gene: ATAD2B
Product: ATPase family AAA domain containing 2B
Exons: 29
Coding region: 424-4917 (1497 amino acids)
Biological process (GO): positive regulation of transcription by RNA polymerase II
Cellular component (GO): nucleus
Molecular function (GO): ATP binding; chromatin binding; ATP hydrolysis activity
Source: RefSeq, a predicted model, not a curated record
AAGAGGAGGGAGCAGCAGGCCUGCGAAGGCCUGGCCGGCCUUGCAGCGCCCCGCAGCGGCCAGGCCGGAAGCGGUCUCGUCGGCCCUGCGGCGCCGGAGCCCUGACGCAGGGAGCUCGAGAGCGAGAACGGGAGAGAAAGGGGCAGAAAUGGCGGCUCCGCUCGGCUCCCGCUGAGGAGGGCGAAGCCGGCGGAGGGUCUGAGGUGUCGGCCUGGAGCAUCGCUCCCGUCUCCCGCUACCUGUCUCCGCACGCCGACCUCCCUUGCUCUGCCCUGCACUCGCCUGUCCUCGUCUGUGCUCCGCAGAGUCCGGGUCGGCUUGUCUUUCCCGGCCCGGCUGCGCUGGCCCUGACUGCCCGGCCGGCGGGCCGGCCUUCCUCGGCUCACCCCGGCGCGGCGUGGACCCCGUCCUCCUGGCCGGACCAUGGUGAACACCCGGAAGAGCUCUCUGCGCCUUCUCGGAUCUAAGUCGCCCGGGCCCGGGCCUGGGCCUGGGGCCGGAGUAGAGCCUGGGGCGACCGGAGGCAGCAGCCAUUUCAUCUCCUCUCGGACCCGCUCCUCCAAGACCCGCGCUGCCAGCUGCCCCGCCGCCAAGGCCGGGGGAAGCGGCGGCGCCGGCGUCGCUCUGGAUGAGGCCCGGAAAGCUGAAGUUGAUGGUAGUUUAAGUGAUAGCCACGUGUCUCCUCCAGCCAAACGCACUUUGAAACAACCUGAUUCUGUUUGCAAAGACAAAUCAAAAUCACGAAGUACUGGUCAGCGAGAGGAAUGGAACAUAUCAACUGGACAGGCCAGGUUAACUUCUCAGCCUGGUGCUACAUUACCAAACGGACAUAGUAGCUUAUCCCUUCGAAGCCAUCCCCUUCGCGGGGAAAAGAAGGGAGAUGGGGACCUUUCUUGUAUAAAUGGUGACAUGGAAGUCAGAAAAAGUUGUCGUUCCAGGAAAAACAGAUUUGAAAGCGUGAACCAGAGUUUGUUAUUUGAUCAACUAGUGAAUAGUACUGCUGAAGCUGUACUACAGGAAAUGGACAACAUAAACAUUAGAAGGAAUCGUCGAUCAGGAGAAGUAGAACGGCUUCGAAUGUGGACAGAUACAGAAUUUGAAAACAUGGAUAUGUACUCAAGAGUGAAAAGGCGAAGAAAGUCACUGAGAAGAAAUAGUUAUGGGAUACAAAAUCAUCAUGAAGUCUCUACUGAGGGUGAAGAAGAAGAAUCUCAAGAGGAAGAUGGAGAUAUAGAGGUUGAAGAGGCAGAAGGAGAAGAAAAUGAUAGGCCAUAUAAUUUGAGACAAAGAAAAACAGUGGAUAGAUACCAAGCACCUCCAAUAGUACCAGCUCAUCAAAAAAAGAGGGAAAAUACACUGUUUGAUAUUCACAGAUCUCCAGCGAGGAGAAGUCAUAUCAGGAGAAAGAAGCAUGCCAUUCAUAGUAGUGACACAACAUCUUCUGAUGAAGAACGCUUUGAAAGAAGGAAGUCAAAGAGCAUGGCAAGGGCAAGAAAUAGAUGUUUGCCUAUGAACUUAAGAGCAGAAGAUUUAGCUAGCGGUAUUCUCCGAGAACGUGUCAAAGUGGGUGCAAGCUUAGCUGAUGUUGACCCAAUGAACAUUGAUAAAUCAGUACGGUUUGAUAGCAUAGGUGGAUUGAGCCAUCAUAUUCAUGCACUAAAGGAAAUGGUAGUAUUCCCACUUUUAUAUCCAGAAAUUUUUGAGAAAUUUAAAAUUCAGCCUCCAAGGGGCUGUUUGUUUUAUGGCCCUCCUGGCACAGGUAAAACCUUGGUUGCCAGAGCGUUAGCUAACGAAUGCAGUCAAGGAGACAAAAAGGUGGCUUUUUUUAUGCGAAAAGGAGCAGACUGUCUGAGUAAGUGGGUUGGUGAAUCUGAGCGGCAACUUAGGCUUCUUUUUGAUCAGGCAUAUUUGAUGAGACCUUCUAUAAUAUUUUUUGAUGAGAUAGAUGGAUUAGCUCCAGUUCGCUCUAGCAGGCAAGAUCAGAUCCACAGCUCUAUAGUGUCAACCCUUCUUGCUCUUAUGGAUGGAUUAGACAAUAGGGGCGAAAUUGUUGUUAUUGGUGCUACAAAUAGACUUGAUUCUAUAGAUCCUGCUCUCAGGAGACCUGGUCGUUUUGACAGAGAAUUUCUUUUCAACCUUCCUGAUCAAAAGUCUCAAGAAACUCAAGUAGCAGUAUUGAGGGUACAAGUAUAUUCAAUUUUUGAAAGUGUUGUUUUUCCCCUGAAAGAAGACAAAUGUGAAAAAAAGAAUUCUGAUGUGAUUCUUCAGGCAAGAAAACACAUUUUACAGAUCCAUACCAGGGACUGGAAUCCAAAAUUGUCAGAUGCUUUUUUAGGUGAAUUGGCUGAAAAAUGUGUUGGCUAUUGCGGAGCUGAUAUCAAGGCCCUGUGCACUGAAGCUGCCCUGAUUGCCCUGCGGAGGCGUUACCCCCAGAUCUAUGCUAGCAGUCAUAAACUGCAGCUAGAUGUUUCCUCAAUAGUGCUCAAUGCCCAAGAUUUUUACCACGCAAUGCAGAAUAUUGUGCCUGCUUCCCAGCGUGCUGUCAUGUCUUCGGGACAUGCGCUAUCCCCCAUCAUAAGACCACUGCUGGAAAGAAGCUUCAACAACAUCCUAGCAGUCUUGCAAAAAGUGUUUCCUCAUGCUGAAAUUAGCCAGAGUGACAAGAAAGAAGAUAUAGAAACUCUGAUUUUAGAUGAUAGUGAAGAUGAGAAUGCUUUAUCAAUUUUCGAGACCAGUUGUCACUCAGGAUCACCAAAGAAACAGUCAUCAGCUGCUGCUGUACAUAAACCUUACCUUCAUUUUACAAUGUCACCAUAUCAUCAGCCAACCUCUUACAGGCCAAGAUUAUUGCUGUCUGGAGAACGAGGCUCAGGUCAAACUUCUCACCUUGCUCCAGCACUUUUGCACACUCUAGAAAAAUUCUCUGUGCACAGACUAGAUCUCCCAGCACUUUAUUCAGUUAGUGCCAAAACACCUGAAGAAUCAUGUGCACAGAUUUUUCGUGAAGCUCGAAGAACAGUACCUAGUAUUGUUUACAUGCCUCACAUUGGCGAUUGGUGGGAAGCUGUCAGUGAAACUGUGAGAGCAACUUUUCUGACUUUGCUGCAAGAUAUACCGUCAUUUUCACCCAUAUUUUUAUUGUCUACCUCUGAAACCAUGUACAGUGAACUGCCUGAAGAGGUUAAAUGUAUCUUUAGAAUACAGUACGAAGAGGUCUUGUAUAUUCAAAGGCCUAUUGAAGAGGACAGAAGAAAAUUUUUCCAAGAACUCAUUCUCAAUCAGGCCUCAAUGGCUCCACCACGAAGGAAACACACUGGUCUUUGUGCUAUGGAAGUUCUUCCACUUGCACUACCUUCUCCACCUCGUCAAUUAUCAGAAUCAGAAAAAAUUCGGAUGGAGGACCAGGAGGAAAAUACUUUAAGAGAGUUGCGGUUGUUUCUCAGGGAUGUAACCAAGAGGCUGGCCACAGAUAAACGCUUUAACAUCUUCAGCAAACCGGUGGAUAUUGAAGAGGUCUCAGAUUAUCUUGAAGUAAUCAAGGAACCAAUGGAUUUAUCAACAGUGAUAACUAAAAUUGAUAAGCAUAGUUACCUGACUGCUAAGGAUUUCCUGAAAGAUAUUGACCUCAUCUGUAGCAAUGCUUUAGAGUACAAUCCAGAUAAGGACCCAGGAGAUAAAAUCAUAAGGCACAGGGCUUGUACCCUGAAGGACACUGCACAUGCCAUCAUUGCAGCUGAGUUGGAUCCAGAAUUUAAUAAACUCUGUGAAGAAAUUAAGGAAGCAAGAAUAAAAAGAGGCUUAUCGGUAACAGCAGAACAAAUAAAUCCUCAUGGUACUGGAGCUCGAAAGACAGAAACUAGAGUUGAAGAGGCAUUUCGGCACAAACAAAGAAAUCCAAUGGAUGUCUGGCACAGCUCUGCAAAUAAAUGUGCAUUUCGAGUUCGGAGAAAAUCAAGGCGGCGAUCACAAUGGGGUAAAGGAAUUAUAAAGAAAAGGAAAGUCAAUAAUUUAAAAAAAGAUGAAGAGGACACCAAAUUUGCUGACUAUGAGAAUCAUAUGGAGGACAGGAAAUUGCUAGAAAAUGGAGAGUUUGAGGUAAGCACUGACUGCCAUGAAGAAAAUGGAGAAGAGACUGGAGACUUAUCUAUGACCAACGAUGAAUCAUCGUGUGACAUCAUGGACAUGGACCAGGGGCAGAGGCUUAACAAUGGAGCGGGCACGAAAGAGAACUUUGCAUCUACUGAAGAGGAAAGUUCAAAUGAGUCUCUACUCGUCAACAGCAGCAGUUCUCUAAAUCCAGAACAGACAUCUAGGAAAGAGUCCUUCCUGAAAGGAAGCUGUCUAAACGGUGAGGCCUCCACUGACAGUUUUGAAGGAAUACCAGUUCUGGAGUGUCAGAAUGGCAGAGCUGAAGUAGUUUCUUUCUGUGGUAGUGGAGAUAAAUGUAGUUCUGAACAAAAGAAUCUUCUGGAGGACCACUCAAAAGAAAAACCAGACACUUCACAUGAAAAUCAUGGAGAUGACCCUGAGAAACUAGAGGCACUGGAAUGUAGCAAUAAUGAGAAGUUAGAACCUGGACCUGAUGUGGAGGUUAAAGAUGCAGAACUGGAUAAAGAAGGUUCUUCUAAAGUAAAGAAAUAUCGUAAGUUAGUUUUAGAGCAGGCAAAAACAACAAGCCUGGAACUGGUCCCAGAAGAGCCAGCUGAGCCUGUGCCACCUCUUAUAGUUGAUCAUGAGAGAUUGAAGAAAUUGCUUGAUUUGUUGGUAGAUAAAAGCAACAAUCUGGCAGUUGAUCAACUUGAGAGAUUAUAUUCUCUUCUUAGUCAGUGCAUCUACCGUCACCGUAAAGAUUACGACAAAUCACAACUUGUAGAGGAGAUGGAAAGAACAGUUCAUAUGUUUGAGACAUUCCUAUGAACCUUUCAAGAAGAGUGGUUUAUCCUCUCCAAUCUGCUCCUGACAGAGCAGUCUUCUGAGCCAUUCAAUUUCAAAUUGCACCAAUUAUGUGCGGAGCCUUGGUAUAAAAGUGCUCUCUCACUCAUUCUUUCUCUCUGUUGAAUUUGGUGCUAUUGUCUCAGGUACCUGAAACCAACCAGCCUACAAGAACCAAACAGAACUUCAGAAACAUGUUGUAUUUUCCACAAAUAAAAAAUACAACCCCACAGAUUGGAGAUUUUGGUGCUACAGAAACUGCUCUCACUUCUGCUCCUCUUUUUGUGCACUCUCUUUUGGAGACUUCUCUGUUAGGGAGCAGACCAGCAAACACGAGGAAACUGGAUGGGGCAGUUCUAACUGUGUUGAAUUGUCUAAACAGUGGGCAACCUGUCCUCCCCACCCCUUUUAUCAUAUUUGUUUUUAUUUUUUCCUCUGGGUAAUGGACUGAAGCCUGUUUUAAAGUUGGCUAUGGUAUAUUCUGGUGGGAAACUGAAGAAACUGGAUGAAAUUAGAUUAGGCUCUUUAGAACUGCCUUUAAUGUGCCUUUUUAUUCAUUUGAGAAAGAUAAGGCUAAACACAAGGAUGGGCUUGUUUGUAGCAAGUGAAUUUGAAUGUUUUCUUUGGUCACAACCCUGAAAAUAAGUUUUGCUACUCUGUGUCAUUAAGAGGCAACCAGUGUUUUGGUAUAAAAUGCCUAUCUUGUUUUCAAAACUCAGUCAUGACAGUUGUUAGGCCACAUGUAAUAAAACAACAAAAAAUAAGAUACAGUCCAUCAAAAAACACAUACCCUUUUUGGUAUUGAUGACAAAGAUGGUCAGAAAAUAGAGUGGCAUUCUAUUUUCUUCUGUCAGUGGCGACUUAAUAGUUUGAGUUCCCAGAGAAGAAUGAUUUUCAUGUAUAAUAAAUUGUUUUGGUUUAAAGCCAGGACUUGCCAAAUGGACAGAAAAGAGAGGAAUUUGUCAGAAGCUCCAUAGUUCAUUUUCUAUAUGCAUAGUUGCAAGUGAGCUCUGGUAUGGUCCUUGAAAAACAGUAUUAAUGUUUAAAUCCCUUAUCAUAAGCUUACCUUCACAACUAUUCAUUUUGAUUGGAACCAUUUUGGAUCUUGUUGAGCGAUUUCUAUGACUUGUACUUAUCUAAAAGGAAUUAUGGGUUACUAGUUUUACAAAAACUUUCUACAGAUUCAGAGACACAGUCUAGGCAGUUGCAAAGAGGCAAAGGGGGUGCAGUGACUUUUUUUAAUCAGAUGAUUUUUAAACACAAAAGUAGAAAAUUUUGACAAGGUUGCUCAAUAUCUUCACUCAUUAUAGCCGUUAGCUGCAGGUGUGUCUUUCCAAUAUAUGCAACACAUGUAGUUUGGGUUUUAAUUAGAGCAAACGGUCUUGGACUACUGCAGAGAUACUGAGCUACCUCAGCUUUUUGUAUUUUAGUUACCAACAGUGUCUACAGAGUUCUGUAUUCACUUUGCCACCGUUUACAUGCUGAAGCUAAGGUACUUGUCUCCUCGUCUCUGGCUUUGUAGGGUGCUGGAUGCCAGCGCAGAAAGCACACUUUGGCCAAGGCUACUGCAGUAAUCUUAAGUGCUUCUUUGCAUUUACAGUUACAUUUUACGCCUUCUGAUUCUAGUUUAAUUUUUAAAUAAUGCCACUUGUUUUCUUUAUACCUACGAAGUUUUCAUAAUAUUCACUUAGUCAUAUAAUUCAAGAUGCUACCCAUGUAGACACACUGUAUUUUUAAGGUGGGCAAGUGCGAUUAACGAUGAACCAAUUUUAAAGGGGAGGUUAUUUGAAACCUCUAAUUUGAUUAUUGGGAGGAUUUUCAUGCUUUCUUUAGUAUUUAUUACCAUCAUACCAGUUCAAGCUAUUUUACUGUCUAAUACAUUAGCAUUUUGUAUUUUGAUGGAAAUUGUUACAGAAUUUAAAGAUUUGAUGAAAUAAGAUGUAGCAGAUUUUUUGUAGCAAGUUUCUGGUAAAAGGGUUUUUUGCGCGUCUCAGGUUCUUGCUGCACUAUUUUUCUUUAAAUAUUUAUUCCAGUUACUCUAAUUCAGAAGCAUUCUGUUCAAGUAACAGCAGCACUUGUGAAUGAAAAAAAAAAUGCACAUGUUCUUAGUAGGUUACUGAAUUUGUACAAGUUAAUUAAGAUUUUAGCCAUCAGUGAGUUUGACAAGGGAAAUUUAUUUAUGUUCAGCAUUAAAAUGCUUCCAAAAGAUCAAGUUUUUUCAUUUUAACCUUGAUAUAGGUGGAUAAAUAGGAGGCAACCUCAGUAUGAUAGGAACUGCCACUUUGAACAGUUUAGGUCUUAAAGAAAAAGCCAAUCUAAUGCCAAGGGGAGAAAAACGAGCUGAAAUUGUACCAACUCCUCUGGCCCCUUUCCCCCCGCAAAAGAAACACACUAUACCAGUUUUUCUUAUUUUACAGAUAUCUGGUGGUUCUAUAGUUUAAAGCAGCUUGUGAAAUUAUCCAAGUGGACUCAAUUUUGUUUACCUUUCUGUAAGUUCUUAAUUUUUGCUGUAUAGCAUUGGCAAAAAUAUGUACAAAUUGACCUCUGUUCUUAUUUCCUAUUGUGAGCAUUAUAAAUGAUAAGCUCCUGUGUAAACCCUUGCUCUCAGAUCACUAAGAUACGUAUCACGGCACAGCCCAACAGUAGUUAAUGCUCAGCUGUGGGGACCAUAGGAGACUUUUGAAGAUGAUGGAACCACACUAGGGUUGAAACUGAUGGCUGUGGAGUUAAUUGUGUUUUUGAGCUUGAAUCUCACCUGUGAUUAAUUUUUUGUUUUGUUUUGUUUUACGUCCUUUCAUGACUUGAUUUUUCUCAUAUGCCAAUGUAUUUGUAGGUUUACUGGAUUUUAUUUUUAGGGAGUGGGGUGGUGAUAUCUUCCCAUUUUUUGAUUAAGUUGGUUCAGCUAUGGUGCUAUUCAGUAGGUAUCUUCAGUGUCAGGUCCCGUAGCUGAAUGCCAUUGUUAUUAUAAUUAUUAUUUGUAAUCACAUUGUAAGCUUGAAUUUGGACUUGUACCUACAUCUUUUGUAUUUUGUACAUUCAGUUAUUUAGACUUUGGGAGUCCUCUUUGGUUUCAGUCAUGUAUGUCUACUUUGCAGAUUCAGUAGACUUCAUCAACUAUGGUCUAUUUUGGGUUUGUAGUUUAAUUUAGAAUUGUGUUAAGUUGAUGUUUUGCAUUUGACUUCAUUUUACAUUAGUUUGAAGUAAAUUAUUUAAUUUUUGAAUUCUGGAAUUUUGAACAUUUACUGUAAUUUGUAAUAUAACUGCUGUGAAAUACUUGAAUAAAGAUGAGAA